Prorocentrum cordatum is the source of this 2538-nucleotide messenger RNA. NCBI's taxonomy places the organism in Eukaryota, Dinophyceae, Prorocentrales, Prorocentraceae. The record is from the annotation of a GenBank genome assembly.
AUGGGGGCAUGCAGCGACGGCAUACGACGGGUGGAGUUUCCACAAAAAGUCGAGCAGCACGCCGGCGACAUCAGCGAAGAGAAGUGGCGCAGCAAGUGGGGCCAAGGGGGCGUGCAGGGGUGCUGGGACAGGCAAGACUGCACCAGCUACCACGACAGCUACAACACGUCAGAAGAAAGCAAAGAGCGCGGCGCGACCAUGGGCCACUCGCUGGCGGCAGGCGACUUUGUGGAUAUUUACUCGCCCACAGUGAAGGGCUGGAAUGACAGCCUCGCUGCCGCAGAUGUAAGUGGUGUCAACUACGCCGGGGAGGUCAAGGCCAAGGGCAGCAAGGAGAUGGGGUCACCACACCUCCACACGGGGGCAGAGUUCUUCCUGGAACUAGCCAAGAGCGACCAGAUCAGCGGCGAGACGAAGGACAUACUCGCACAGUUUGCGGAGCUGAUCGAGGUGAUGAACAAGGAAGAUGUCGCGAACAUUCUGUCAUACUUUCGAGUGAAGAAAGCAUGCGCGGGGCCAGGACAAACGCAGAAAUGGAAUAUCCACAUCAUGUUCAAUCCUCUGAGCCCGUCGCCAUGGACACAAAAGCUGACGGCCGAGGCGAACGCGCUCAGAAUCGGCAGCGAGAAGACGGAUAUCGAGAUCGGCACAUUCGGAGUGCAGGACCUUCGGCAGGCCACAUGUCGAGCUCUUAAGGUGCUGCAGGCCCAGCAGAUCUUCGGAGCGCCGCCGCCUUCAGCGCUCGAGAGACAGCUCCAGGUGAGGUGCGCCGGGGCCCGCGGCAUCGCGAUGACCGCGAGGGGGGCGAAGGUCCUGCUUGCCGUCCUUGGUGCCGAGAGAAACUUGCUGCGGCUGCGCUGCGGCUUGGGGGUUUCGUUCUCCGCCAGCUCGCAGGGGUUCGGCUCCUGCUCGGAGAGUCCGGGCUGCGCUGUGAGGCUUGCCGGCGGUGGCGUGCAGCUCAGCCCGAAGAUCUUCACCGACAUCGUUCGUCGCUUCUCGAGGCUGACCUGCUUCUCCCCACGGCUCCCCGCCGGCACCAUCGGCUGCUUCGCGAGGCUGUCCUGCUUCAUCCCCGCGAGUUGCGGAGCUCCCCAGCGGCACUGCGACGAGCUCCCCAGCACCACCUUGAGCUCCUUCAUCUCCGGCACCCCGUGCAGGGCUGCUUCCACCGCUUUGCGGUUCAGUGGUGUCGCCGGCGCUGCCAUCAAUGACGAGCUCCGCCUGUUCUACGUUGACGCCCUCCAGGAAGCUGGCCUCGGCCCCGCCGCCUCGGGGCACUCCCCGGCUGGCGCCUCGGGGCUCGCCGCGGGGCGCCAAGGCAGCAAAAGCUGCACGAGCCGCGUCGCCGGCGCCUCGGAGGUCCGCGAAGCCCGCGCAGACUCUGACCUGCUCGAGGGUUGGCGGCGAGCCGUGCGUUCUGUGCACGGCGACUGCGUUGCGCGGGCCGGGCGGGAGGCCUGCGGCUGCUGCCGCGCUCCCAGGGACGCCGCCAAGAGGGAGGCGAUGCUGCGGCUCGCAGCGGCAGAUGCUGACAGGGGCGGAGCGCGCUGCCCUGGCAAAAUGCGGGUGGCCGCGCUGGAGUCCGUCGUCGGACAGGCGAGGCCGCCCGAGGAGGCCCGCCUGCGGUGCCGCACCUCGGGCUUCCGCCGAGGUGCGGCUCGGGGCCCUUCUGGUGUCUGGACUUCUUACCUCGCCUCCCUGGCGUCCAUCACCAGCGGCAUCGACGCCCUCCACGGGGUCGCAGACGUGGAGGACCAGGACGCGAUUGGUAGCGGCAGUAGCCAGAAGGAGACGCUGCACAGCGACAUCGCACAUCUCACAGGCACGCGGGCCGACGUGCCGCUCGAGGGUGUGGGCAGAACGCAUCUGCUGCAGUCGGAACGAGGCAGAAAGUCGAGGCCCGAGCCCGUGUGCGUCUCGCGCCCGAACCGCUGGACCCGGGAGUCGUGGGCGCCGGCCGCGGGCGGCGUGGAGGCGCGGCCAGCGGCGCCCGAGCCCGCGGGGACCGAUCCCUCCGUGGUGGCGCUGCAGCUGGUGCUGCCCCACGUGCCCGAGGGCGUGCUGCUGCGAGCUCUUCAGGAGACCGGCCGCGACCCCGACGCGGCCCUGGAGGCGCUGCUGGCCGCCUCCGCCUCCGCGGCGGCUGGUGCUUGCCCUGCGCCCGUCGAGGAGGAGCAGCCCGCGCAGCAGCCCGCGGCGCGGGCCGCCACCGCUGACCGCCCGGGCUCGCCUGCGCCCGCCGCCGCCGCCGCCGAGCGGGCCGCCGCGGCCGACGAGCGGCGAGCCGCCGCGGCUUCCGAGCAGCGGCCGGCGCCGGCGCCGGCGCGGCAGGAGGAUCGGCCGCAGGCCCCCGCGUGGCAGCCGAUGCUCAGAGCUGCCGGCGCGCCGGGGGCCAAGAAGAGCUUGUACGACCUGCAGACGGAUCGGCUCAAGGCCGCGCUCGGCCCUUCGCCGGCCGCGAGCACCGCUGGCGCGGGCGCGCCGCCGUCGCAGGACUUCCACAAGGGGGGCGGCAAGGGCCGCGUGGGGGGCAGCUGA